UUCACCUAAACAAACUUUGAUUCGAGAAGGGUUUUUGAUCCUCUUUUGCGCCAAUGACAAAGGUUUUCCCAAAUGCUAGUUUCACCGUCGGUGAUGCCAUCUCCGAGAAGCCACAGCAGCUGAAGCCGCUACCGUCGACACAAACAGGGGAGGAGGCGAUUUUAACCGUCUGGAAAAAGUCGUUGCUUUUCAACUGUUACGGUUUCACGGUGUUCGAUUCCAAAGGUGAUCUGGUUUUCAGGGUCGAUAAUUACAUGGAAGGCAAGAAAGGUAAAAUCCUUCUCAUGGAUGCCAAUGGCAACCCUCUCCUCAGCAUCCGUCGCAAGAAAAUGAGCCUCGGAGAUAACUGGGUUGUUUACGAGGGAGAAACCACGGUGAAUCCACGAUUCUCCGUCAAGAAAUCGAUAAACAUCAUGAACAACAAGUGUUUGGCUUACGUUAACGAUGGAAGUAACAACAUCGUGUAUGAUAUUGAAGGCUCGUAUUCACAGCGGAGCUGCGCCGUGCAUGAUGAUAAGAGGAGGCUAGUAGCGGAGAUCAAGCAGAAAGAAGGUGUCGGCGGAGUCGCCUUGGGAACCGAUGUCUUCCGCCUUAUUGUUCGGCCGGACUACAUCGGAAUGGACUGCGCCAUGGCUCUACUUAUCCUUCUUGAUCAAAUGUUCGGGUCUCAGAAACGAUGAACGCUCGUUUCAUCGUCAAAAACAUAUUUGGUUUAAUUGAUCUCGGGGCUUGGUUUUUUCGUUUUAGAUAAAAUACCCAAGCACCCAAUGGGGAUGCACAUACAUCCAACAUAUAAAAUAAUAAAAUUUUUCCUUC
Hibiscus syriacus is the source of this 816-nucleotide messenger RNA. RefSeq names its product protein LURP-one-related 8-like. The transcript is spliced from 2 exons. NCBI's taxonomy places the organism in Eukaryota, Viridiplantae, Streptophyta, Magnoliopsida, Malvales, Malvaceae. The record is from RefSeq and is a predicted model, not a curated record. The coding region runs from base 54 to 680 and encodes 208 amino acids.